This is a messenger RNA of Echinostoma caproni, 2493 nucleotides long. The record is from the annotation of a GenBank genome assembly. NCBI's taxonomy places the organism in Eukaryota, Metazoa, Platyhelminthes, Trematoda, Plagiorchiida, Echinostomatidae.
GAAAAGAAGCAUUGGAAACGUAACGCAGACAAGAAUGCAAGUGUUUAUCAUCAACUACUUGCAGAUUUUUCCGACGCAAAAGAGACUACACUUUCCGAAUUUGGUGCUCUUCGGGAAGCCCAACGCUGCCUAAAAUGUGCGGAUGCACCCUGUCAACGAAGCUGUCCAACAACAGUGAAUGUCAAAUCUUUCAUAACUAGUAUUUCUAACAGAAAUUACUACGGUUCUGCAAAAACAAUUCUGACCGAUAACCCAGUGGGAUUAUCUUGUGGAAUGGUUUGCCCGACCAGUGACCUUUGCGUCGGUGGAUGUAACCUUAGUGCCACUGAACAAGGUCCUAUCAAUAUUAGCGGACUGCAACACUUCGCUGUUGAACGGUUCGCCCAGAUGGGGAUUCCUCAGAUACUGGAUCCAAAAAUUGCGGACAAAACCAAAGGGGUUCCAGUAUACGACACGCCCAUCGCGUUGGUAGGUUGUGGACCAGCAAGCAUUUCCUGUGCCAGUUUUUUGGCCCGACUGGGUUAUCGUAAAAUUGACAUCUUUGAGAGGUAUCAGUAUUCUGGAGGUUUGAGCAGUUCAGAGAUACCAGAAUUUCGUUUGCCUAUGCGAGCUGUGGAAACUGAGAUCCAAUGGAUGCAAGAUCUGGGUGUCAGAAUACAUACUGGCCACGUUCUAUCCACGCCUGAAACACAGACAAAGAUUACGGGGCUGAAGCAUAUCAGCUUGACCAGUUUGCGUAAACAAGGAUAUAAAGCAAUAUUUCUGGGAUUGGGACUUCCAAUACCAAAACAGAUCAAGGUAUUCAAAGGUCUGGGACCAGAGAACGGGUAUUAUACAUCAAAACACUUUCUACCCAAAGUUGCUGAAGCUACAAAGCAAGGGAUCUGUCGUUGUACUGGUCGACAUGCGCCCACUCUUCCAGACUUGAAAAAUAAAAACGUCAUUGUACUAGGUGCUGGAGAUACAGCCUUUGAUUGUGCCACUUCAGCUAUACGCUGUGGAGCAAAACGGAUUUCCGUAGUGUUCCGUAAAGGAUUUACCACAAUCAAUCCGGUUCCGGAAGAAAUGAAACUUGCAUGGAUAGAAAAAUGUGAAUUGCGUCCGUUCCUGGAGCCGAAACGUGCAAUAUGCACGCUCCAAUCAGGCGAUGAUAAUAGACCACCCCAAAUACAUGCAAUUGAAUUUGUCCACACAGAACAGCUGGAGGAUGGAACAUGGUCACAACAUCCAGAACAACUGGUUCGAAUUCAAGCAGAUGUAGUCAUCUCAGCUUUUGGUGCAGAACUAUCCGACCCCGACGUAAUUCGGGCACUUAUUCCAUUGAGACUACGUGAGAACAAUUUACCUGAGUUGGAUCUGCAUACAAUGCGCACUAGUGAACCGGAUGUGUGGUGUGGUGGUGAUUUGAGUGGACUGUCACACACUACUGUGGAGGCGGCUAAUGACGGUAAAUUGGCUGCCUGGCAUAUGCAUCAAGCGAUGCAAAAAAAUUCCACCCCAGUGCAUAAAAGGCUUGGUGCGAGAUAUCAGGCUGAUGCGCACACCAUGCCUGUUUUUACAACACCAAUUGAUUUGGUGGACAUUUCGAUUGAGAUAUGUGGCCUGAAAUUCAUGAAUCCUUUCGGNGCGUCGGCCCCGCCGACUACAUCUGCUCCAAUGAUUUGGCGAGCGUUUGAAGCCGGUUGGGGUUUUGCUGUGACAAAAAGCUUCGGUCUUGAUAAAGAUCAAGUCACCAAUGUCUCCCCUAGGAUCGUUCGUACCCAAGUGUCCGGUAACCUUUACGGCCCUGAACAGGCAGCCUUUAUGAACAUUGAGCUAAUCAGUGAGAAAACAGCAGCAUACUGGUGCAAUUCAAUUAAGGAACUGAAACGGGAUUUUCCCAAACACAUUGUGAUUGCCAGUAUCAUGGCUGCGUACUUGCGAGAGGAUUGGCAGGAACUCUGUGACAUGGUUCUGGACUCGGGUGCAGAUGCUAUAGAGUUAAAUUUAUCCUGCCCCCAUGGGAUGAGAGAACGUGGAAUGGGACUGGCUUGUGGACAAAAUCCGAAAAUGGUGCACGAUAUUUGUAGUUGGGUCAAAGACCGCGUCAAAUCGAAACCAGUAUUUGCCAAGUUGACUCCAAACGUCACUGAUAUUGUGACGAUAGCACGUGCCGCGCAUGACGGGGGUGCCGAUGGACUCACACUGAUCAACACCGUUUCCAGUGUUGUUGAUAUUCGUGGUAAUGCCACCAUAUGGCCCACAAUUGGAAAAGCAAUGCGUAGUACUUCGGGUGGACUGUCCGGAAGUGCAAUUCGACCAUUGGCCUUGAAAGCAGUUAGUUCUGUGGCUAAGGCGAUACCGGGCUUUCCCAUUUUGGCUACCGGGGGGAUCAGUUCUGCCGAGUCUGGUAUGCAAUUCAUCUACGCUGGAGCUUCUGGAUUACAGGUAAGAAAAUGUUCAUAUAAUCUUCAUUCACUGCAGUCGAAUACUGUAAAUAAUUUCUUUCUUUGA